UCAAUUUAGUUUUGUGUGUUUUGUCAGUUAGGUAUUUCUUGGAACUUGCCGUUUUAAUAAUUUACAAUGUCGGGAACAAAAAUUUCUGAUAAAGACCAAAUUAACCCAUCAUCUGCGGAAAAAAUUGUAUCGGCUUUAAAUGUGAAGAGUACUGAAGCCUUCUUUGCUGAUCCGUUAGUCACGGAAGCAAUAUCGAACAUCUCGACUCCCUCUGCAGCCUCAGGAGGAUCUCCUCAAGAUUUACACAAAGAAAGACCCUCUGUUACAAUCGAUACAUCUGGUGAUAGUCUUAAUAAAAGUUCGGCAGACCACAUGUCUCACUCGACAGUACACUCAAAUACCACUCAAGCCAGCCAAGAGACUAUCAACACGGGGUCAACAGUAACCUCCACUACUUCAGUGGAGACCACAGAAGGUGCAGAAAAGUCUUUACAAUCAAUCUUGUCGAAAAAAAGUAUUAGUCAGACCACACUUAACACCAUCAGCCAAGCCUCCAGUUUGGGGACACAACUUUCAGACGUCACAAUGGACUCAGGGAGACGCAGUAGAGCUUCCCAGAAAAGAUUGAGUAAUGUAUUUCGACGCCCUUCAGCGCCUACAAGUAAUAUGAGUUUUAGAAAUCCGUUAGAUGAUAUGACAAACGCCGAAUUAGUUAGUGCCGUAACUGAAUUAGAAAAAAGUGCAAAACAUCUGGAGCUAGAAAACAUGGUUUUUCUUCAUUUUUUAGAAAAAAAUGAACCAUCGCUAAUUGAAGGCAUGGACAAUGUUCUGAAAACUGUUCAAACUAUGCAAGAUCGCACCUCGGUCUCCUCUAAAAGACUGACACUAACGAGAGCUUCGCGACAGUCAGAGUUUUUGUCAUAUUCAACAAGUUCCAUAACCCCCAUGACACUAGAAAAAGAAGGACCAAGAAUAAACAUUACUCAAAAGACAGAUUUAAUAAUGCGAGAAAUGGACGAUAUCCAAGCGGCGUUAGAUAAAAUAAAUAGAAAAUGCUACAUUACGAGGCAUAAAUUAAAAGCAGAACUGGAGGAAAUGGCCAUUAGAGAAAGUGAAAUUCAAGAAAUCAAAGAUACGUUUGAAAGAAUAUUUAUUAAUAAUGAAGUAUUAGAAAAGUAUACUCAAAAAAAUCCGGCAGAUCGAUUUUGUAGAUUUAUGGAUGAAACUUUUAAAAAAACUCGUGCUACUACCGACAAACUACGUUUAAGAACAAGUUCUCUGAAAGUGCAAUACCAGAAAAUAUGUGCUCAAUUAACUCAGAAGAAGCUUCUAGGCGAGCAUUUACAAGAAGUGGAUUUUGAGCAGCUCGAAAUCGAAAAUAAGCAUUUAAGGGAGAAAAUUGAUAAAAGGAAUUUGUUGCUUCUUGAACUGAAAAAAAUGAACGGCCACGCAAAUUUAUUGCUGAGCAAUCAGAAGAAGCAUCUGUUGAAAAAAGUGACCGAUUUGAAAGUGUAUCAAGACACAAUUAAAACCCAAGAAGAGUUGGUCCGAAAAAUCGACGACGAAUGUGAGAAGGUUUCUGAAGAAUUGGACGCAACUAAAGAAGAAUACGAUAAAAUUAAAACCAAAAGUGAAAAUUACGAGGUACCUUCUGUUUUAGAGUAUGUAAAAAAGAAAGCCGAGUUGGGUCUGCUGAAGAAAAAUCUAAAGAUAUGGGAGAGACGAAAACAAAUCAAAGAUAUGGCACUUACUGCCUCUGUGAGAGAAAUGAAACACGCGACAGGUUUGCCAACUGUAAAGUCAUCUUGGUUUAUUAAUCCUCAUGAUUUGCACCGAGGACGAGGAUCAAUUGAGAGUACAUUUGAGUUCAUAUUUGAACGUAAAAUGAGGCUUUCACAGUUAUUAUUGCAUAAGAAGAGGAGCAGUCGCCGUAAAACACAGUAAUGUAAUUAUUUCAUAGAAAAUGAAAAAAAAAACAUC
Molecule: messenger RNA, 1920 nt
Organism: Tribolium madens (black flour beetle)
Lineage: Eukaryota; Metazoa; Arthropoda; Insecta; Coleoptera; Tenebrionidae
Product: E3 ubiquitin-protein ligase BRE1-like
Exons: 9
Coding region: 67-1884 (605 amino acids)
Biological process (GO): cilium assembly
Cellular component (GO): axoneme; ciliary basal body
Source: RefSeq, a predicted model, not a curated record